This is a messenger RNA of Asterias rubens (European starfish), 569 nucleotides long. RefSeq lists its product as uncharacterized. The coding region runs from base 1 to 321 and encodes 106 amino acids. NCBI's taxonomy places the organism in Eukaryota, Metazoa, Echinodermata, Asteroidea, Forcipulatida, Asteriidae. The record is from RefSeq and is a predicted model, not a curated record. The transcript is spliced from 3 exons.
AUGGUUGCUUUUGUCAACGCAGGAGGACAUUUCACAGGUGUCUCAGCUACCCCACUCCAAGAGAGAUUUGGCGUCAGGACUGUGGUGACAGUGAGUGGAUUAGUUGCUGGUGUCUCCAUGAUAACUGCGUCAUUCCUGUCCAGUUUAUACACAAUCACCUUCAUCCUUACCGUAUUUGCAGGAUUACUUUAUGACCUUGCUGGAGACUACAUCGUGGCUUUCAGUCUAAUGGCUGGUGUACAAUCACUGACUGUUGUUGCUGCACUGGGUUUGAGCUGGAGGCAGAAACACCAUCCCAGUUCGUCUGAAGCAUCCAAAUAAGGAACAUGAUCUCUUCCAACACCCAUAUUAGAACCGGAGAGUAAACAGUUAUUGCUUCUUUAAUUUUGAGGCUCUUGAAACAGUUUUAGUAAAGACACUGCCGUCGAUUUCACAAACUCUUCCUAAGACUGAUCUUAGGACUUAGGACGAGUCCCAGCCCUUUACUGUAGCAUGCAGACCUUAAGAAUAAUCCUAUGUUAGGACGAGAGUUACUCGUCCUAACUCGAGAUAAGACGAGUCCCAACUCU